Truncatella angustata is the source of this 489-nucleotide messenger RNA. RefSeq lists its product as uncharacterized. The transcript has a single exon. The record is from RefSeq and is a predicted model, not a curated record. Lineage: Eukaryota; Fungi; Ascomycota; Sordariomycetes; Amphisphaeriales; Sporocadaceae. Bases 1 to 489 code for a protein of 162 amino acids.
AUGGGGGCUCCUACAAUUGUCCGCGUAUUGAACAAUACCAACUAUGAAUUGACUUACCACAACACCCAAAGUGGCAAGAAGGAAAAGGUCCCUGUAAAAUCGGACCGAUACGAAAACGAGGACUGGGUGCCAGGUUCAGACUAUGCCUCUGAUCCACUCCCUGAUUACACCACUAAUAAGGCUGUCGAGGUCAGCCUCGGAUCAAUGUCACCAAUGAAAUUUUCGAAUGAAGAUGGCAAUUUCAGCAUCGUGUACCCAAAUGAGUACGGGGAAGCAGUUCAGGUGCGGCCAAAGAAUGCCAAGGCCGUGAACGGAAAGGAAUACGUGAUACGAAUCAACGCGGUCAGAGAAACAGAGACUGUAAGCAAGGCGGAGGCGUACAUUUAUGAAUACAACUCGGAUCUGGGCAAGACUGGUUACAUUGUAGCCUCGGUUCUUCAAUCCGCAGCUGUUGUUGUCGCACUUGUUUUGAUGGCUAUCUUCCUCUGA